This is a messenger RNA of Megalops cyprinoides (Indo-Pacific tarpon), 2469 nucleotides long. RefSeq names its product DAZ interacting zinc finger protein 1-like (gene dzip1l). The transcript has 16 exons. Gene Ontology annotation, biological process: cilium assembly. Gene Ontology annotation, cellular component: ciliary basal body; cytoplasm. Lineage: Eukaryota; Metazoa; Chordata; Actinopteri; Elopiformes; Megalopidae. The coding region runs from base 1 to 2469 and encodes 822 amino acids. Gene Ontology annotation, molecular function: nucleic acid binding. The record is from RefSeq and is a predicted model, not a curated record.
AUGCCAGGACAGUUCACCACCAGUGAAGUACUUUCUCCCCUCAGUGGUGCCCCACUAUGCAGCCCAGGCCUCCUGCAACCAUUUCGCUUUCGAUCCCGGAGAGAACUGAUAGACUGGCGGCGCCUCAGUUCCCUGGACGUGGGCCGCGUGGCCCGGGAAAUGGACGUGGCUGUCCUGCAGGAGCACAUCAAUGCCGUCACCUUCUGUGAUGUGGAUGCCGAGUGUUGCCCCCACUGUCGUAGGCCAGUGGACCCUGUGCUGCUCAAGGUCUUGCGCAUGUCCCAGCUUAGCACUGAGUACCUGCUUCACUGCCAGGACUACCUGAGUGCCCAGCUGGCAGCACUUGAGGAGCGCCUGCAGGGGGCACUCACUCAGGUGGAGCAAGAGGGGAAGGAACGGGCCCGUCUGUACACUGAGCUGCAGGCCAUGCGACAAGAGAGCCAUCACAGGAAGAAGAUGAUCACCAUGCAGCAGCUUCUGCUGCAGGCUGGUGCCAGCAGCUAUCACAAGUGCCAGUUGUGUGAGAAGGUCUUCAUCAAUUAUUCAUUUCUGCAAGCACACCUCCAGCGCAGACAUCCGGAUGUUACAGAUUCAGAGAGCGAGAAGAAGAGGCAGGUGGAGGAGAUGGAGGAUGGGAUCAAGGAACUGAGGGAAAGGCUGACCCAGUACAAGCUGGAGGUGGAGAGAGGGGCAGAGGCCUUCAGGAGACAGCAGGAGCUGGAGCGACAACAAAAGAAAGAGUCCAAUGAGAGACUGGAGCUGGAGAACUGGAAGGAAGAGGAGAAACAGAAGUGCCAUAUGGUGAUAAGUGACCAGAAACAGCUCCUUCUGCAGGAAUUUAAAGAUAUCUCCAGCCAGAGUUCUUCCAUUGAGGGAAAACUGCAGGAGCUUCAGACCAAAGGGGUGACCAUUUCAAACCUGGGAAUGCUAUGUGAUGAAGACGAGCAAGAUGGGGGAGAGGACGGAGAGAGACAGCUGAAGGAAAAGAUUGCCCAGCAGAAGAGGAAAUGGAGGAAGAAACUCCAGGAGAUCCAGAAUGGACACCUAGUAGAGAGGCAGGAAUUACAGAAUGAGAAUGAGAGACUGAGGAUGUCCCUUUCUGCUGACCAGAAGUCAGCCCUGCAGAGCCUGAAGCAGCAGAUCAGCUCCCUCGUGGACCAGGUGGAGAAGAAAGAAAAGCUCAUCCAGUCACAGGAGCAUAUGAUCAAGAAACUGUCAGCAAGACCUGUGACAGUUUCGGCUUCUCCCAUCAUCCAAGAUGGAGAAUCCUCAGAGGAAGAAGAGCUGGAGAACUUCAGGGACAGCAGACAGAGAUGGCUAGAGUCAGUGUGCAGAGAGCCCAGUUUCAUCCAGGAGAUCAAGCCCAUCCUGGAGGAGAAUCUGGAGGACAAACUGGAGAGCUUGGGGCUCAGAAAGGGAACUAGGGGCAUUUCCAGACAGACAUUCAGGAGUCUGAGCUCUUUGGUGGCGGCACAGCGGCAGCAGAAGGCCGUGCAGCUUUCGGACUUGCAGGGCCUGAGGGCGAGGCUGACCCGUGAGAUGACUCACAGAGUGCGGCGCCUGCAGAGAAGCCAGGGUGCCUCUGUGCCAACCCCAACUGCUCCCUGGAGAACUUAUGGCAGCCUUAAGAAGAGCCCAAAACCCAAGAAUAACCCAGUGAAACCGUCUCCCAAGCAGGUUAAAUCUCAGGCUCCACAGACUGUCUCAAGGUUGACAGUCCCAUCUCAGAUCCCUCAUUCUGGUCAACAGAGGAACAGCCCGCCUUCCUUCAGCUCAGAAGAGGACUCAGUGGGGAAUAAUGCCUGCAUCAUGAGUCCUGGAAGCAAAUCUGUAAUCUUGGCCAAAGUGAUGCAGUCAAGACCCAGUCAGACCCACACUGCGAACACCAAAGAGGAUUGGUUGGACACUGAGUUGUCAAAGUGGCCCAUCAGCCCCAAUAGCCACAGAACUCCUCAGUCACAAGGAAAUGUGAUCCAAUCUCCGAUGAGAGGCCGGGAAAGUCACCUUACUUCCCCCAUGACUAAGCCUGUGGGCAGGACUAGAGUGACACCACCAAAAACUACCACCUCCCACAAACCCAGUGCUGUGACACAGCUUGUGGUUGAAGACAGUGACCUGGAGUUGUCGUCUGUUGAGAAGAUCUCCCCACAGUCAAUAGGUGGCCAGACUCCAAGGGCACAUGGGAGUGCAGACUCAACAGGGUCUCUAGAUACUAGCGUUUGGAGCUCAUCAGUCACCCAGGGAGGAAUGUGGUACCGGAAUGAAAUCCUCAGACCCAUUGUCAGACCUUACACUGGUACAGUGGGCCCUGGGUUCCUCCUGGUGCAGGACAAUGCCCGUACUCAUGUGGCCAGAGUGUGUAGGCAGUUCCUGGAUGACGAAGGCAUUGAUUACAUUGACUGGCCCUCAUGUUCCCCAGACCUGAAUCCAAUUGAGGACCUCUGGGACGUUAUGUAUCGGUGCAUCUGA